UGCGUGCAAAAAAAAAUACGCUAAAUGCAUAAGUGCAGCUAGAAGAAAACUGAAGAAAUUUUGUUGCACCACUAUUUGUAAAUUGUGAUUGAGGUUUGGUUUUUCCUUGCAAUCUUGCAUGGUUUUGCAUUUUUGAGUUAAAGUGACGUUUCACAUCGAGAUGCAGAUUUUCGUGAAAACCUUGACUGGUAAAACUAUCACGCUCGAAGUCGAGCCUUCGGAUUCGAUUGAAAAUGUGAAGCAAAAAAUCCAAGAUAAGGAAGGAAUUCCUCCUGACCAGCAACGCUUGAUCUUCGCCGGAAAGCAAUUGGAAGAUGGCAGGACUCUGUCCGAUUACAAUAUUCAAAAAGAAUCAACUCUACAUCUGGUGUUGCGUUUACGUGGUGGUGUUAUCGAGCCUACGCUUCAGAAGUUAGCUGAAAAGUACAAUUGUGAUAAGAUGAUUUGUCGCAAGUGUUAUGCUAGACUUCACCCGCGUGCUACGAAUUGCCGAAAAAAGAAGUGUGGACACACUAACAACUUACGUCCUAAGAAGAAGCUCAAGAAGUAAUAAAAUAUUUUCACUCAUGUUUAAAAAUAAUUAAUAAUAUAUUUUCAAUCAUGUUUAAAAAUUAAUAAAAUAUUUUUUUACUUUUA
This is a messenger RNA of Planococcus citri (citrus mealybug), 636 nucleotides long. RefSeq names its product ubiquitin-ribosomal protein eL40 fusion protein-like. Gene Ontology annotation, biological process: modification-dependent protein catabolic process; protein ubiquitination; translation. Gene Ontology annotation, cellular component: ribosome; nucleus; cytoplasm. The transcript has 3 exons. The record is from RefSeq and is a predicted model, not a curated record. Gene Ontology annotation, molecular function: ubiquitin protein ligase binding; structural constituent of ribosome; protein tag activity. Lineage: Eukaryota; Metazoa; Arthropoda; Insecta; Hemiptera; Pseudococcidae. Bases 161 to 550 code for a protein of 129 amino acids.